AUGGAAGUAGAUGACUCAAGGGCCUCUCUGGCUUUCCCUAGAGGAGCUCGAAAGGGGGAAAAAGUCGCUUUCACAGCAGUCCGCUCAUGCCCAUGGGGCCCAUACCGCGACCUUGCCGAACCCGCCACGACUGCGCCCAGCGAAUCCGAACGCAUCCUGCUGCAAGUCGGGGAACAUCACGGUCUCAGGACGCAUGUGCUCAAAUGGGCCCUGCCCUCCGAAACCGCCUCGCCCGCGCUGGGCGAACAUACCGCCGCACCCGCGCCCGCCACGCAUGUCAAACGCGAAAGCGGAUCCGCUACCACGUCCGACUCGGAGAUGGUGAGCUCCUCCGCGCUGGUGAUGAUGGAGGUGACCGACGUUGUAGUGGCGAGGACGGUGAAGACAGUGAAUAUCGCCGUGAUGGCGCUGAUCAUGUUCGUGGGGACGGCGGUCGCACCCGCCAUUCGGAGUUGGCUACGAGACUGGGGAGUAGAGAAGCUACGGGGCUGA
Messenger RNA from Fomitopsis serialis, 492 nucleotides. RefSeq lists its product as uncharacterized. The record is from RefSeq and is a predicted model, not a curated record. The coding region runs from base 1 to 492 and encodes 163 amino acids. NCBI's taxonomy places the organism in Eukaryota, Fungi, Basidiomycota, Agaricomycetes, Polyporales, Fomitopsidaceae. The transcript has 3 exons.